AUGGCUACCGCCGCCGCCGUCGUGGAUGCUGCCAUCUCGAAACGCCGCCCCCGCCCCCGCUUCCGCAGGCUCAAGAAGAACAGGGCCGCGGGCGCCAAUGCGGCUGUUAGCGAGGGCACCAGGGAGAACGCCGGUCCCGACCCCCACCUCCAGGUGGAGGUGGAGUACGUGCCGGAGAAGGCCGACCUCGACGUCGACGAACCCCUCCUCGGCGUCUUCACGGCCAUCUUCGAGAAAUUCAGCUUCACGGCCGCCGCCGCCGCCAAGGGCGAGGGGAACGAGAAGGAAGCAUCUAAUGAUGCCGCAAAGAAGAAGGGGUCCGAUGUUGAUUAUCAUGAGCAGGAUGCCCCAAAAAAGAAGCAGCUGCAGAGGAUGAAGAUUGCAGAGUUGAAGCAGAUAUGCAACAAGCCUGAUGUUGUUGAGGUCUGGGAUGCUACUGCCGUUGAUCCCAAAUUGCUCGUAUAUCUCAAGUCCUACAGGAAUACUGUGCCUGUUCCAAGACACUGGUCCCAGAAACGGAAGUUCUUGCAGGGGAAGCGAGGUAUUGCAAAACGACCUUUCCAGCUUCCUGACUUCAUUGCUGCAACUGGAAUUGAAAAAAUGAGACAGGCAUACAUUAAGAAGGAGAACAGCAAGAUGUUGAAACAGAAACAGCACGACCGUACUCAGCCCAAAAUGGGCAAGAUGGAUAUGGAUUAUCAGGUUUUGCAUGACGCAUUCUUCAAAUAUCAAACAAAACCCAAUUUGACUAGUCAUGGUGAUCUAUAUUAUGAAGGGAAAGAGUUUGAGGUGAAGCUUAGGGAAAUGAAACCAGGUAUGCUGUCCAGGAACCUUAAAGAAGCUCUUGGUAUGCCUGAUGGUGCCCCGCCCCCAUGGCUUAAAAGCAUGCAGCUGUAUGGUCCUCCACCCUCUUAUCCUUGUCUGAAGAUCCCAGGUUUAAAUGCCCCAGUAUCUCCUGGAGACAGUUUUGGUGAUGCACCAGGGGAGUGGGGAAAGCAUCCUGUUGACGAGGAAGAACCUCUCGAUCGCAGCAAGCACUGGGGAGAAUUGGAGGAAGAGGAAGAAGAGGAGGAGGUGGAGCAGGAACCAAUGGAGGACGAGGAAAUAGAAGAAGGCAUUCGAUCUGUUGACACCAUCUCAAGUACUCCAGCUGGUGCCGAAACACCUGAUGUUAUUGACCUUCGGAGGUCGCAGCCUGAGAGGCAGGCAAAAAGGCUAUACAAGGUUCUUGAACGGAAAGAAGGACGGAUUGCCACUGGGAUGCUGUUUGGGUCGACGCACGCGUAUCGUUUCUAAAAACAGAAACAGCUGCUGAUGUUUCAAAUAGAUAACUCUGAAUUAUUACUAUGUUUCAAAUAGACUUCUGUUGGUAUUUUGUUGAUCUCGCAAGGCCAGAGAAUGCCGCGCAACCAAUUUGAAAAGAGCGUGUUGGGUUCGAAUGUUGAGGCUCAACUGCUUGUCCAAACAGAGUUUUGUCUUUGUAUCCUCUUCUCUCACUGAAAUGCUUCAAAGAUUUGGUCGCGAGAUUUGUAAACCGUCUGUACAGCAUAAC
This is a messenger RNA of Triticum dicoccoides, 1552 nucleotides long. Its product is annotated as splicing factor 3B subunit 2-like. The record is from RefSeq and is a predicted model, not a curated record. Lineage: Eukaryota; Viridiplantae; Streptophyta; Magnoliopsida; Poales; Poaceae. Gene Ontology annotation, cellular component: nucleus. The transcript has 12 exons. Bases 1 to 1296 code for a protein of 431 amino acids.